Messenger RNA from Penicillium verhagenii, 2445 nucleotides. RefSeq lists its product as uncharacterized. The transcript has a single exon. The record is from RefSeq and is a predicted model, not a curated record. Lineage: Eukaryota; Fungi; Ascomycota; Eurotiomycetes; Eurotiales; Aspergillaceae. Bases 1 to 2445 code for a protein of 814 amino acids.
AUGGACCAGGAGGAGGCCCCACCGCCAUACGCUGCGGUCGAUCCACUAGUUACGCCGACGAUUAACACGAACAACACUGUCCAGCGGACUUCCGAAACCCUACGUGAGAAUGUUAGACAGUCUUCAGCAGCCGGGACUUCGCGGAUUGCGGAUCUGCCUCCAUCAACAUCACCUACCAUCACGCCAAUCCACUUCACCUCUGCCGCGGCUUACUUCGAGGAGAGACCACCACUCGUAUCGGAUGACAGCCGCAGCAUUCUACACCACCACCUGACCAUAUACCCCCGCAGUCAAGCAAAAGACUUUCCUCGGCGGCCCCGCUGCUGGGCAUCCCGUCGAAAUGAAAUACCCCAACAGGAUUGGGACACCUUUCUGCGGUACCUCUUUCCGCCCCAAUUAGGUUUGGCUGCUGCCUCACAGCAUUUGCCCCGCCAGUUGCGGGCGGAAAUCCAACGAGACCGGAAAGACAGACCGCAGGAAACCGAUGAACAGCGACAAGCUCGCAUUGCGGCUGUGGUUGAUGAAUGGAAUCAAUGUUUUUUCGAACCUCGCGCUACCAGCAUCAGUUUUGUCUAUAUCGGCGAGCCGGAUGCAGCCCCUUCGUCGGCACUGUGCCCCUUUUGUUAUCCUGCAGCAACUAAGGCGACACAAGGCACUGGAGCCCCGGCAUCUACAGAUGGGCAGUCUCCAUGGAGCUCGAACACGCCGUCACCUGUGCCAGGGCAAUAUACCCCACCGCCAACAGCUUGGCCUUAUGCCCCGGCUGCUCCAUAUGGACUUCCGCCCGGCAGCAUGCCAUACGGCACGCCAUAUGGUGUUCCCCCAUUUCCAGUCCAUGGUGUCAAUAACCAACUACCCGGGCCAUACCCCCCGCAGCACCCGCCUCCAGGUGUUGCGCCUUGGCAAUGGACUAACAAUUGGGCCUAUUCUCAGCCUCAGAAUGAAAACACUGGUACAUCCAAGGGUGCAUUUGGCUGGUUUUCGAAUAUUACAGCACAGGCACAGAAGUAUGGAGACCGCUUCGCCGAACAGGCGCAACGUUAUGGGGAUCAAAUAAGCUCACAGGCUAUGCAUUAUGGGCGACAGGUGGAGGAACAGGCUUUGGCACAUGGUCGAUGGGUCGAAGAACAGGCCAGGUUUGGGCGAAAGCCUGGUGCAUAUCCUCCGAUUGGAUAUGCUCAGCCUACUUGGCCCGGUAGCCAGGCGAAUGGGACUCUAUAUAAUGCGCCAACUCCCCCAAGUCAACCCUCGUCAACUGAACUUCCCGUUUCACCUCCACCACUUGACCUUCCCGUGCAACCCACGGUCACGGCCGCCACCAGCACUCAAAGCCCAGCCCAAAGCCAAAGCCAAAGCCAAAUCUCACCUCAAAUUCAUGCCCAAGAAGCUCAAAGCCAGACCGGCAACCAAAAUGAUCGCAAAUUUGACCACAAAGAUGAGUCUAAAGAUGAUCUCAGAGAUGCUCCAAGAAGUCUUCCCAAAGAUAGCCCUAGAGAUACUGCUAGGGAUGUCAUUAGAGGCGCUCCUAGAGAAACUCCCGGUGACAAACCCCUCUUCGAGCAACCGCGUCGCCUAUCCGUCAGCUCCGCAUCAUCCGAAUCCUCUCUCAGCUCCUUCGACUCACUAUCUACCACAUCUGAUCUCGAUGCCUCCGACCUAGCCACAGUCCGCAUUCAGCUUCAAUCUUUGCACAACCAACAUGACCGCACACUAUAUGACGCUGCAGCCGAUCUGCGCCAACAACUCAACGUUCUACAAGCAUCUCGCCGCGAAGCCCGGUUUUCCGGGCGGUCAAAUUGGCGCCCUGGAGCGAAGAGCCAGCCUCAUCAGCCUCAAAGACCCGGCAAUAGUGACUGGGGUCGAUGGGACUCACCUGAGCAGCAACAGCGCCAGGUUAAUGAUCAGCGGGCUUUGAAAGAGGAACUUCGUUUCACCAAGCAGGCUUUCCGAGAUGUGGUUCGCCGAGCGCGUAAUGAGCAGCACAGUCGAAAACAAGCUCGUAAGAACUUGAAACAUCAAAACUAUGGUCAUGGAAGACAGCAGUUUUCCAUGGGCGACGGCAAAAAUAAGGAUAAGGGUGUUCUGACUGGAGCUAUGGGGAGACUUGCUCUCAAUGAGUCGCAGCAGGCUCCCCUGCCACGUGCUCAAACAGCACCUGCUGUUCAUGAGUCUUAUUCUUUUUCGACGACUGUGCCCUUGCACACUCAUACUAGCUCCGGAAUCAGUACCUCUAGUUCGAAUAGACCUUCUUCUUCCCAGGCUAGCAUGCAUGCGCUUCCGACCGAGCCUCCCGCUCCUGACCGCAAAUCGAAAUUGGCGCCCCCUACCAGACUAAGGGAUAAGUUGAAGCCGCGCAUUGCUAAAAAGCUGCAGAAAAGUGACUCUGCAUCAGAAUCCCGACACGAGUCUGAUAAGAAGUCAUCUUCAAAGAAGCCAAAGGAUUGA